CGGGCGGUGUUGGGCAUGGGUGUCCUCUCGCGGGCUGGCGCGGGGCCGUUGUGCGCCGCGGCGCGCGCGGGUAGGCAUCGGCGCUGCCGAGUCCAGGGCGUCUUCCUUGGAGCUCCUGUUGGGGGUUCGGGGGUUUCCCCUGGAGCCGAAGUCAUUCCUCGUUUUUGGAGAGGGAAAUGCUUCAGCUCCGGGAAAGAGCCUGCAGAAAACAGCUCGGUGACUCCGAUGCUGCGGCAUCUCAAGUACAAAAUCAAGUCUACUGGCCCCAUCACUGUGGCCGAGUACAUGAGGGAAGUCUUGACUAACCCAGCCAAGGGAUAUUAUGUGCACCGUGACAUGCUAGGAGAAAAAGGAGAUUUCAUUACUUCACCUGAAAUAAGUCAGAUCUUUGGGGAGCUACUGGGGAUAUGGUUCAUUAGUGAAUGGAUGGCCACUGGGAAAAGCUCAACUUUCCAACUGGUGGAACUGGGUCCAGGUAGAGGUACCCUAACUGGAGAUAUUUUGAGGGUGUUUAGCCAACUUGGAUCUGUGCUGAAAAACAGUGACAUUUCAGUCCAUCUCGUAGAGGUGAGCCAAAAGUUAAGUGAGAUCCAAGCGGCAACACUGACUGAAGAGAAGGUCCCAUUGGAGCGAAAUGCUGGCUCUCCAGUGUAUAUGAAAGGGAUUUCUAAGUCGGGGAUACCAAUUUCCUGGUACCGAAAUCUGCAAGAUGUUCCAAAAGGGCACAGCUUUUAUCUUGCACAUGAAUUUUUUGAUGUUCUUCCUGUGCACAAGUUUCAGAAAACACCACAGGGAUGGCGAGAAGUCUUAGUUGAUAUCGACCCCCAAGUUUCUGACAAACUGCGGUUUGUUUUGGCGCCUUGUGCCACCCCAGCAGAAGCCUUCAUACAGAGUGACGAAACAAGGGACCAUGUGGAAGUGUGUCCUGACGCAGGUGUUAUCAUUCAGGAACUUUCUCAGCGCAUCGCACAGGCUGGAGGAGCUGCACUGAUUGCUGAUUAUGGUCACGAUGGAACAAAGACAGAUACCUUCAGGGGCUUUUGUGGUCACAAGCUCCAUGAUGUCUUACUUGCUCCAGGAACGGCUGACCUAACAGCUGACGUGGACUUCAGUUAUUUGCGCAGAAUGGCACAGGGGAAAGUGGCCUCUCUGGGUCCAGUGACACAACAAAUGUUUUUAAAAAAUAUGGGUAUUGAUGUCCGGCUGAAGGUUCUUCUAGAUAAUUCAGAUGAGCCAUCUACAAGGCAGCAAUUAGUUCAGGGGUAUGAUAUGUUAAUGAACUCUAAGAAGAUGGGAGAAAGAUUUAACUUUUUCGCCUUGGUACCUCAUCAGAGACUUCCCAAUGGAAGCCAUCAGAUGAAUGCGUGUAAAUCAAAACCUCCUCCAGCACCUGUGGCUGGGUUCCAUGAACUUGCUUGGCGGUGA
Loxodonta africana (African savanna elephant) is the source of this 1425-nucleotide messenger RNA. RefSeq names its product NADH:ubiquinone oxidoreductase complex assembly factor 7 (gene NDUFAF7). The record is from RefSeq and is a predicted model, not a curated record. Lineage: Eukaryota; Metazoa; Chordata; Mammalia; Proboscidea; Elephantidae. Gene Ontology annotation, molecular function: protein-arginine omega-N symmetric methyltransferase activity. The transcript is spliced from 10 exons. The coding region runs from base 16 to 1425 and encodes 469 amino acids. Gene Ontology annotation, biological process: mitochondrial respiratory chain complex I assembly. Gene Ontology annotation, cellular component: mitochondrion.